Cottoperca gobio is the source of this 2312-nucleotide messenger RNA. It is a transcript of the gene chst15b, whose product is annotated as carbohydrate sulfotransferase 15. Gene Ontology annotation, molecular function: N-acetylgalactosamine 4-sulfate 6-O-sulfotransferase activity. Bases 372 to 1958 code for a protein of 528 amino acids. Gene Ontology annotation, biological process: hexose biosynthetic process. The record is from RefSeq and is a predicted model, not a curated record. Lineage: Eukaryota; Metazoa; Chordata; Actinopteri; Perciformes; Bovichtidae. The transcript has 8 exons.
GAGAGAAGCAGAAGAGAAAGAGAGGCUGUCACAGCGCGGAGAGUCUACAACUUGUUCACAUGUAAUCGCCAGUGGAAGGGAAAAAAAUAAUAAUUACAAGGAUUUACAAAUGCCAUUAAUCCCGUGACCGGAAUGGAAAUAUACGAGCCGGCUAUGAGAAGUUGUUUGCUCCCGGUGGUCGCGUGAGCGCUGCAAGAAUACAACUAAUGGCAGGCGUCAGUGGAUGAGGUGGGCUGCUCUUCACAACCCAUCAUGGAUAUCAACUGUCAGCCAUUCCCCCAUUCCAAAACCUCCUGUCCUGCUCGCUCCUGCUCCAUAACUCCCCCCGGGGUCUGAGCUGUGACACCUGGGACUCGCAGGCUGUUGACACCAUGGCGCAGAUGGACUACAAAUACAGCUUGCUCGGCUCCACGGUGGACGACUACCGCAAGAGGCCAUUGCUCCUGCAGGUGGACGACACGCCCAUGAACCUGUUUGCAAUUCUGGAGGUGAAACGGGAGCUGCCGCGGCGCUGGAGCACCCUGGGCUGCUUCCGCAAAAUCCGGCUCUACAGCUUCCUCUUCGGCCUGGCAGUCAUGUUCCUCAUCAUGGCUUCGUACAUUCUGACAGGAGACAAGAAGGGUCUCCUCCUCACCCCUUCUCCCUACCACUUCAGCAGCCUGAUCAGCCCGGGACCUUUUGCCUUCAACCUCUCCUCAGUCAAGGACGACGCACAUAUCAAACUGGUGGUCAAGACCAUCACGUCCAAGGUGGAGUUCCGCAGCAGUCGACAGCUCCCAGAGUUCAAGGCACUGGUUAACAGUGAGCCACAUAUGUUUUCUGCAAUCCCCCGCAAAUUCCUGCCUGGUGUCAAGAACCCUUGCUGGUAUGAGGAAUUUACUGGGAAUAUCACCUCGGACCCCUACAGGACAAACUUGUAUGCCCGCUAUUCGAGGCGCUUCCGGACGGUGUUUCAGCACUUGAGGAACACUUUCCGAGAACACUUGUUUCACCGCAAUGGGAAACUCUACCGCAUGCGCUGCCUUCCAUAUUUCUAUAUUAUCGGCCAACCAAAGUGUGGCACAACGGACCUGUAUGACAGACUGAGGCUGCACCCGGACGUCAAGUUCACCACUUUCAAAGAGCCACACUGGUGGACCCGCAAGAGGUUUGGUAUCAUCCGUCUGAGCGAGGGCUUUCAUGAUCGAUACCCAGUGGAGGACUACCUGGACUUGUUCGAUCAGGCUGCUUACCAAAUCGGUGGCAACCUCACAGCAAACGCCAGUGGAAGCUCCAGUCAACCUAACAUCAUCAUAGGAGAAGCCAGCGCGUCCACCAUGUGGGAUAACAACGCCUGGGUGUAUUUCUAUGACAAUACCACAGAGGGAGAGCCUCCCUUUCUUAUCCAGGACUUUGUCCACGCCCUGCAGCCCGAUGCCCGCUUCAUCAUCAUGCUCAGGGACCCAGUGGAGAGGCUCUACUCCGACUACCUUUACUUUGGUAUUGCCAACAAGUCUGCAGAGGAUUUCCACGAGAAGGUGUCAGAGUCGCUGCAGUUAUUCGAGGGGUGCCUUACAGAGUACACAAUGCGCUCCUGUGUGUACAACACUACUGUCAACAACGCCAUGCCAGUCAGGUUGCAAGUGGGCCUCUACAUUGUGUACUUAAUGGACUGGCUGACCGUCUUCAGCAGGGAACAGAUUCUGGUGCUGCGGCUGGAAGACCAUGCCUCGAACAGGAAAUACACAAUGCACAAAGUCUUUGAUUUCCUUAGCCUGGGGCCGCUAACAAAAGAAAUAGAGUCAGAGAUCACAAGAAGUCCAGCGUCGAAUACCAGGAGGCUGGCUGACAAAAACCUGGGACCCAUGCUGCCCAUCACUAAAGAGAUCCUCAGGGAUUUCUACAUGCCAUUCAACGAGAAAUUGGCCAAAGUGCUGCGGAAUGACUCCUUCCUCUGGGAGAACAACUCUAAACUCUGAAAAAACCCACCUCCCCCUUACUUCAGUAAAAGAAACCACUGACGUGUCAGCCAGCCCCUUCGUUUGAGCUUCAUCUCUCUUCUUGAAGUGCCCAUGAAAAUCAAUGUUUUUUUAUUUAAAUUAUUUUCUAAGUUAUAAAAGCAGAGAUGAAUCAAAGAUAGAAAAAGCACAAGAGAGUGUGUUGAUUUUGUGUGUGCGUGCGAGUGAGAGAGAGUGAGUGAAUAAAAGAGAGAAAGAUGGCAGGUCUUGAUUGUUUUUGUUUUUUUGUGACCAGAUGUACAAAAUUAAAUAGUGAAUUCAAAGAUGUUAAAACAGAGUCCUGUGUUGUAAUUAAAUGAUAGCUCGUCCGGCAGA